Messenger RNA from Lottia gigantea (owl limpet), 426 nucleotides. RefSeq lists its product as hypothetical. The record is from RefSeq and is a predicted model, not a curated record. The transcript has a single exon. NCBI's taxonomy places the organism in Eukaryota, Metazoa, Mollusca, Gastropoda, Lottiidae. The annotation marks the transcript as partial.
UUCAGGACAAUUUAUCAAAUAUUCAGAACAAUUUACCAGCUAUUCGUAACAAUUUAUCAGCUAAUCAUAACAAUAUACCAUCUAUUCAUAACAAUUUAUCAGCUAUUCAUAACAAUAUACCAGCUAUUCAUAACAAUUUACCAGCUAUUCAGGAUAAUUCACCAAUUCAGAACAAUUUACCAACUAUUCAGAACAAUUUGCCAGCUAUUCAGAAUAAUUUGCCAGCUAUUCAGAACAAUUUACCAGCUAUUCAUAACAUUAUACCAGCUAUUCAUAACAUUAUACCAGCUAUUCAUAACAAUUUAUCAGCUAUUCAUAACAAUUUACCAGCUAUUCAUAACAAUUUAUCAGCUAUUCAUGACAAUUUACCAGCUAUUCAGGACAAUUUACCAGCUAUUCAGAACAUUUUAUUUACCAGCUACCUAG